Porites evermanni is the source of this 3930-nucleotide messenger RNA. Lineage: Eukaryota; Metazoa; Cnidaria; Anthozoa; Scleractinia; Poritidae. The record is from the annotation of a GenBank genome assembly.
GGUCCACAACAAUGGGCCAUGCAUGAUUAGCUUAACAGAAAGAAAACACUUUAGAGUUUCGUGACAGAUUGAAUAUGACUGAUUGUUAGUCGAGAUCAUUGUGCCGUGAAAAAUGGUUUUUCAAGAGCAGUGUGUAUUCAUGAAUUUGACAUAACUUUGGGGUUGCACAGGAAUGCGAGUGUAGCCAAAACGAAUUUAGAACACUAUAAACAUUAUAAAAGAUGGAAAGUCUUCUUAGCGGAAUGCCACGAGAUCGUAACGAGAACGAAGAUGAGAUAACAGAAGAAGUUAUGGACAGCAUUAAGACGCUGUCUUACAGAAGUUCAAACGAAAACAAGGGAGCAAGAGUCGUGAUAAAUAUUUCUGGACAGCGUUACGAAACAUACGAGAAAACCCUCGAGACGUUUCCUAAUACACUUCUAGGAAGCAAGGAGAGAAGGCAAGACUUUUACGAUGCUGUAAACAAGGAGUUAUUCUUUGACCGGAAUCGGUUGUGUUUCGAGUCGAUCCUUGCGUACUAUCAGACAUCUGGGGUGCUAAUACGACCGCCUGGUAUACCCAGGAAAGUGUUUGUUAGCGAUAUUCGCUUCUUUGAUCUCGGAGAAGACGCUUUGAUUCAAGCUGGGGAAACCUUAGAACAACACGUCGAAAAAGACAAACGGAUUCUUCCGAGAAACAAAAUACAGAGAUUGGUAUGGGAGCUGUUCGAGUAUCCGGAAACAUCGAAUUUCGCGCGAGCAAUAGCUAUUUGGUCUGUAGCUGUUAUAAUUCUAUCGAUAGUUCUUUUCUGCGUGGAAACUUUGCCACAGUUUCAAGAAGAGCCAGGCAGAUCUACGAAUGGAACUACAGCGGCAGGAAAGACCAAAAAGAGGACUGAGGACCCUUUCUUCUUAAUAGAAACAUUCUGUAUAACCUGGUUUACCUUAGAGUACGUGAUUCGAUUCCUGUUUAGUCCCAAUAAAUGGAGGUUCUUCAUUUCUGCUCUAAACAUGAUCGACCUGAUAUCGAUCGUACCGUACUACAUAACUCUCCCAAUGGGAGAUUCUUCGAACGUUUCAUCGUUGGCUGUUCUUCGUUCUGUAAGGCUCGUGCGAGUGUUUCGGAUCUUUAAACUUUCGCGCUACUCGCGAGGACUGCAAAUUCUCGGGCACACGCUGAAAGCAAGUUUACGAGAGCUCGGUCUGUUGUUUUUCUUUUUAUGCAUGGGUGUUAUUUUGUUCUCCAGUGCUGUUUAUUACGCUGAGAUCAGUAAUGAGAAUGAUAAUAAAUUCUUAAGCAUUCCUCAUUCAUUCUGGUGGGCCAUUAUCACAAUGACGACUGUGGGAUAUGGAGACAUGACACCAGAAACUUUAGGUAUGUACAGAAUAUUCCAGUCUUGUUUACAAACCAUUGCACAAGGGUCUACAAGAAACCCCCUGUGAUUAACUUGACUGAAGAAUAUAUCUACUGCAUUGGAAAGAACAAUACGGCAAGAUUAUAAAAGUAUUCCGAAAUAACUUUGAUUUCAAUGUUCACAAUAGAGUAGUGGAUCACAUACUGAGUUAAAGGUGGUGGGUUUUUCUUGUUCAUUGUUUGUUUACAAUACAUUGUUAAACUUUUAAGACGCGGCGUACAGUGCGAAUUAUCAAUUAAGCUCUUUAUAUCCAUAAAUUAAUUAAUUUUAACAAUAGCUGUCUUUCUGAGUAAAAUAACUUUUGCAUAAUCAUUAUCGACAUUAUCCUCCAACCACGUUCAGCUCUAAACGUAUCUCUUUCGUGGAAGAGAUAACUAAGAAACAAAUUUUGUUAACCUACAAUAUAAAUCCUCAUACGAAUACGCGUCCAAAUUGGGUUUUAGCAGACCUUCAUAACUUAAAAAUUAAAAUGCACGUAAUGUUUAUUAAUUGCAACAAAACAUGGAAAUUUUCGGACAGAGCGUUGCUUUAGUUGGGUCAGCGACUUGUGUAUCAUAUCCAGAGUUUAAAAUUCUUUACCAAGUUUUGAAAAGAAUAAAUUAACGGCCAAUCAUAACUAAAAUAUUUUCGUUUUUUCAACCCAAGUGGGUUGUCCUGUCGGCUUUAUUUACUACUUUACUUUAAAAAGGCGGUGAUAGUGAAAACAAAUAAAAACACCUAUUUCGCACUCGAACACGUUACUCAGUUCUAGUUGCCGUUAAUGUUAUGUUCUAGUCAAUCAAUACAAGAAUAUCAAAGUUAUCUCUAACAAUUUUCGGGGAGUUCUUCUAGUCUCAAAGAGGUCCUUUUUAUUGCAUUAAAUCACGGCCAGUCUGAAAUCUUAAACUUCUAAGGAAAAGGUAUAUGUAAAUGAGUUUUCUUUUCGUCUAAAUUUGGCUGAUAUUUUCCUUUGUUAUGCCGCAUUUUCUAUUAACAUUUUAGGAUUCGGCUGACCGCAAAAGCCAAUAGAGUUAACCACAACACUACACACCCGCUAUAGGAGAUUGAAUUAUUGAAUCGUGUCAUUCAUUCAUCAUGUCAUUUAGUGAUCCGUAUGAGAUUUAAACCGUUCAUAUGUAGCUUUGUCAACCUUUGUGCAGAGGGAGAGCACAGGCCACCCAAGCUUACAAGGUGAAGAAAUGGCCCACGUUCAAUAUAUUAAAAUUCUAACAUAACUCCGAGGCUUUAGGGAGAAAAUUGUAAAUUUUCCACGACUCCACUGUCUCGCAAUUCUUAGAAGAGACUUGAGCAAACAAAAAAACCAUCCAAAUAUAGAAAUAUGACCAGAAAGCCUGAGGGUCAUGUUGGAAUUUAAAUAGUGGGCUAUUGACUAAACAUCAUAAUGAAUAAUGUGGGCGUAUUAAAAUCAAUGAAAUGGCGUUAAAACCAGCUGAAAGACAAAGAAGGGCUAUUGAAUGAAGCUGUGGAGGAGUUUCAGUCUUAUUUAGACAUAAAUUAUAGAUAUUUCUAUAGUUUUAUUGCUAACCGAUCAACAGCCAAGAAAAUAGGCCUAACCGAUUUGGCUGGAUCAAAGACCUCCCUGGUUACUCACUGUAAUGAUCUCUUUAUUUCGCAGGUGGCAAGCUUGUUGGAUGUUUCUGUGCCAUCACAGGGGUCUUGGCUAUCGCCCUUCCUGUACCUGUAAUCGUGUCGAACUUUGCUUACUAUUAUUCAAAAGAAAACGGAGGGCAAACAGGUUUGGAUGAUGACGAGGACGAACUCGAAGACGAAAAUUUUCCGGUGAAAAAUACUGAAAUAAAGAAGAAAAAGAAGAAAAAAACGCUUGGGCUUUGUUGCAUUGGAAAAAAAUCCCAAAAGGGUGAACGGAAAGUAACACAACGCAAGAAGAAACGCAAAACUGGAAAUGGACAAUUUCCUGAUGCGAAGUACAAUUCAAUCGAUUCCAAUCCUGGCACUGUUCGUCCAAAUGGCCUGGCAAACGUCGUUAAUAACAAAAGACGGGAAAAGAAUGAAAAUAGCCGAAGUUCGUCUCUAGUGGAAACAAUUGUGUAAUUGCCAAUGAUAACUAUCAGAGUCUAGAAGUGUAUUCUCGGGAUCCGGGAUUUGGCCAAAAUACAGCGCGGGAUUCGGGACAACGCAAAAUGUCUUGACGGGAUACGGGAUUUGACUGUUACUCGGGAGGCGAAAUUCACCGAAAUCUAGCUACAGAGCUACUUCCAUUUAGGGCUACCUUAGUAUGACGGGAAUUCUCCCAAGAUUUUACUUUAACUACGCUUUAGAAUGAAAAAGGUACGUGCACUAGCUAGUGCAGGAAAUUGGGCCUUCGUACAAGGUCAGAAUUCGAUUCCAUCCACCGAAACCACGUUUCCCUCUGACUUACGUUUCCAUGAGAUUCCUAAGGGGGAGAAAGUGUGGCUGACAACCUUACCACUGUUAAAAAGUGCGUUGUCAUCGAAAUAGCCGCAAGAAACUAAUGAAUUUAUCCUUUUUGCUGUUCUAUGCACCUUUCGGUGCGGAAGACAAUAUUAAUGAUUAUU